AUGCGUCCUUGGACCCGGCCGGCCUCCCUGCAACCAACGCUUUACCACAGUCCAACCAUUCCUAGCAAAUCCCGAGAAGUUUCUGACGAGACAAUCGCAAAGAAUGUGGAGCAGAUUAGUGCCACUCCUACACUGGCACUCAAAGCUGAGCAUCACCAAAUGCAGAAUUCGCUGGGCCUGUCCUCACUCGCUCUGUCUGGAGUUCGUGUGAUCGCAACGCCAGUCGGAAUCGCUAGACUGAACUUGGAAGGGACGGACGCAAACUACACCACUGAGCCAACAUUCCAUCCGCCGUUGUCCUCCGGUGAGCGGACCUUCACAUUCCACAGUGCCGUUCCGACGUAUCCGCCAAGUGACUGUACUUCCGAUUUGUUGAAAGGCGUUUGUCCCGACCUAACUACUCUAACAGAUAAGGGAAUUUCCGGUAUGGUCCUGAAGUUGGAGAUCUCAGAGCACAAGUAA
Messenger RNA from Opisthorchis viverrini, 462 nucleotides. RefSeq lists its product as hypothetical. Lineage: Eukaryota; Metazoa; Platyhelminthes; Trematoda; Opisthorchiida; Opisthorchiidae. Bases 1 to 462 code for a protein of 153 amino acids. The transcript is spliced from 4 exons. The record is from RefSeq and is a predicted model, not a curated record.